Mercenaria mercenaria is the source of this 6365-nucleotide messenger RNA. RefSeq names its product lysine--tRNA ligase-like. The transcript is spliced from 16 exons. The record is from RefSeq and is a predicted model, not a curated record. Lineage: Eukaryota; Metazoa; Mollusca; Bivalvia; Venerida; Veneridae. Gene Ontology annotation, cellular component: mitochondrion; aminoacyl-tRNA synthetase multienzyme complex; cytosol. Gene Ontology annotation, biological process: lysyl-tRNA aminoacylation. Gene Ontology annotation, molecular function: tRNA binding; ATP binding; lysine-tRNA ligase activity. Bases 360 to 2231 code for a protein of 623 amino acids.
GGCAAACCCAAAUCAGUUUAAUAAACGGUUAAGUUACGGGACAAAACUGGUUUUAUACAAAAAUAGUCUCGAUUUCAAUUUGGCGCAACACGUGGGAAAAUGGCUGACACCGGCGAAAAGUUAAGCAAGAACUGUAAUAAAAGCUGGCAUGCACACUGCCCAUUUUACUUGUGGGAGGUGUGAGGCAGUAUGAAGAGAAAAUAGAUUAAGGAUUUUCGUGAAACACCUUCCUCUUAAGUUCAGAUUUUGUGAAACGAGUCUAUAACUUUGUUUUGGUCCGAAUCUUUUGUACUGAAAAGCUAGCAGCUAAGCCUUGUGACAGAUACAGACAUUUCAUGUAGGCAGUUUUAUACCAAAGUAUGUCAGCAUUUAAAGCGUGGCAAAGAUUAUUUAAAGUGUUGGACACUAUAACAUCAAAACAAGUGAAAUAUUUCCACCAUAAAACAACUGGAUUAAAUGCAGCAGCAGUCAGCGCACAAGAUGUUUAUAGGCUGGCACCUGGGAACCAGUGUCGUACUUUGCAUUCAACUCCAUUUGCUCUUAAAAAUGAGUCCAGUGAGUUGAAGAGGAGGCUGAAGGAGGAGAAGAAAGCGAAGGAGAAGGCAGAGAAGUUAGCGGCAGCACAACAGCAGGCACAGAAUGAAGGCAAGACAGAGAAAAUUAAGGAAGAGGACAUUGAUCCUAAUGAAUAUUUUAAAUUGCGAUCAAGAGCUGUUGCCAAUAUGAAAGCAACCAACGACAACCCAUAUCCACACAAGUUUCAUGUAGGAAUGUCACUGGUUGAGUAUAUAGAAAAGUACAACAAUAUAAGUGAUGGAACCAUCCAAGAAGAUACUACAGUUAGUGUUUCUGGUAGAAUACAUUCUAGAAGAGAAAGCGGUGCAAAGUUGCUGUUUUAUGAUCUUCGAGCAGAAGCCGUCAAAAUACAGAUUAUGGCAAAUGCAAAAUAUUAUGGAUCAGAAGAUGACUUUGCCAACAUGAUAGAGAAAGUGAAGAGAGGAGAUAUUGUUGGGGUUGAGGGAAUGCCAGGCAAAACAAAGAAGGGAGAAUUGAGUAUUAUACCAAAAAGAAUUGUACUGCUGUCACCAUGUCUACACCAGCUUCCAACAUUGCACUUUGGUGUUAAAGAUAAGGAGACAAGAUUCAGGCAAAGAUAUUUAGACCUUAUAAUAAAUGAAUCAACACGGAACAAGUUUAUUGUGAGAGCUAAAAUCAUCAAUUAUCUGAGGCGGUUCAUGGACCAGUUAGGAUUUCUUGAGGUAGAGACACCAAUGAUGAACAUGAUACCUGGAGGAGCCACAGCCAAACCUUUCAUCACACACCAUAAUGACCUUAACAUGGAUCUGUACAUGAGAGUGGCGCCAGAAUUAUACCUCAAAAUGUUGAUAGUAGGAGGGUUAGAUAGAGUGUAUGAGAUUGGCCGACAGUUCCGGAAUGAGGGAAUAGACAUGACGCAUAAUCCUGAAUUCACGACAAUGGAGUUCUAUAUGGCUUAUGCUGAUUAUAACGAUCUGAUGUCGAUCACAGAAACUAUGGUCGCAGGUAUGGUAAAAGAGAUACAUGGAAGCCACAAGGUGCAAUAUCAUCCUGACGGACCGGAGGGACCUGUGUGGGAUAUAGACUUCACACCUCCAUUUAGGAGGAUCAGCAUGAUUGACGAACUAGAGAAAAAAUUAGGGGUCACGUUUCCAGAUCCAAGUAAUCUGAAUAAUGAAGAAGUUCGAAAGUUUUUAGAUGAUCAGUGUGUGAAGCAUAAUGUUGAUUGUACGGCACCAAGGACUUCAGCUAGAUUAUUGGAUAAACUUGUAGGAGAUUUUAUAGAAGAAAACUGUGUUAGUCCCUCAUUUAUCAUCGAUCAUCCACAAGUCAUGAGUCCACUUGCUAAAUGGCACAGAUCUAAGUCAGGGCUGACAGAGCGAUUUGAAUUAUUUGUAUGUAAGAAGGAAAUUUGUAAUGCUUACACAGAGUUGAAUGACCCAGUUGUACAGCGGGAACGCUUCCAACAACAAGCUCAGGACAAAGCUGCUGGUGAUGAUGAAGCCAUGUUUGUAGAUGAGUCGUUCUGUACGGCAUUAGAGUAUGGUCUACCACCAACUGCUGGUUGGGGUAUGGGCAUCGAUAGACUGGCCAUGUUCCUAACAAACUCAAAUAACAUCAAGGAGGUAUUGUUGUUCCCUGCCAUGAAACCUGAAGAUAAAACUGUGUUAGAAAACCCACCUGCAGAGUCAUAGCAACACAUAACCAUAGAUACUUGAUGUUAAUUUAUUGUUGCUAACCUUUGUGAUACCAUUCAGAAGUUUUUUUGUGUAACACUUGUAAGGCUUGGAUCUGGUAUAUAGGUUAUUAUGAGAGAAAAAAAGUUUUAAUUUUGAGUACCACAGAUAUUUUCACAGUGAUGGAGAUUUAUCGACAAUUUUUGUUAAAAACUGUGCAUAUACAAUGAAUUUCUUCUCUUAACAAGUCAGCUUAUUUGAAAUAUUACGCUUUUGAAUCGUCUUGUCUUUUACAAAUAGACGUCUGUCUUUCUAGUUUGAAGAGGUGUUAGGCAAGGUUUUGAAUUCUCAGCUUGUCUGUUUACAACUUUUAUUCAAAAUCUUGAUUUAUAAGUGCUGCAACUACUAUGUAUGGACAGAUAUAUUUAGGACAUGUUUUAAUGGCAUAUAUAACAUAUCAGUUUGUCAGCACUUACUUUUGUUUCAUCAUGUCUUGUUUAAUAAAUUGAGAAGGCCUAAUAGUUUAGGCUGAUUCCGGUCCAUUCAUUGCUCUGCACAGAGCAUCUGCAUUGUUAACAUUUACAGUAGGUUUCAUCUUUAAAUAUUUUCAGUCUCAAUAGGAAUAUUUGUGUGUGAUUAGGAUGUGCAUCUUGUCUUAGGACAUUGAUGAGGAUAUAGAGUGGUGAUCACAUUCACUAUAUUUCCUUCUUGUACCAUUUCGAAAAAAAAUUAUUGUCAAUGAUGAAAGCCAAACUUUCCCUUAUUUUUACACAUAUACUGAACCUCCAUGUUUUAAUCUAUUAUUUGGUUUUAUUUUCUAAGAAAAGGCAGAUCUAUACAUAAUCAUAUUCAGGUUUAUAAUAUUGACUUAACAGUAUGGAUUUAUUUAUUUUGAUUAAAAAAAACUUGAUAUGAUUACUGCUAUUUGUAUUUAAUAAAGACAAGAAUUGGAUGUCUUAUAACUGUAGAAUGGCAAAAGGUGCAAGAAAAAUGUGAAAUUGUAUCUAUCGAAUGAUGUUCUGUGAUCCUUACAAAGCAAAGAUAGAAAACUGUUUUAUGCUAAUCUUACAUUUUAAAGUGACUGAAUUGUUGCUGUGGUAAAUUACUGUCUUAAAUUAGAGUACGUCGUGAAGAUCUAUGUAUUUGCUAAUGUACCAGUACAAGUUUGUACCCUUAUCAUCUGACAAUAAGUCACUGUUUUAUUCUAAGAAUGCGUCACAGUUAAAUUGCUGUCUGCUUUUCUCCAGUGAAAAUGUUAAUAACACAUGCAUUGUUGAUGAAAAAAGGUUAUUUUAUAUGUCAAAUUUAUAUUUAUACAGAAUGUAGUGAAGCUUAUAAGUGCUUAGUGAUUUUUGUGUCCCUGAAAAUUUCAGGUGGGGGACAGUUGGAUUUGCCCUUGUCUGUCAGAAGUUGUGUUGUGCAUAUCUCUAAAAGUACCUGACUUGAAGUCAUUAAAACUUCUCCCCAUGUGAAGUUGUGCACCUGAGGUGUUUUUUUUUUUUUUUUUUUUUUUUUUUAAAAAGUGUUUGACCUAGAGUUAUAAAACUAUGUAUUUAUUCAGAACGCAUUUGUGCAUUUGGGUGGUGUUUUGGUAUUUUACUUUGCAAGAGUAAUAGCCAUGGACUUAGUAAAAAAUAUGCUUUUAGAGCAUAAAAGUUUUUCCCAUUUAUCUCUAACCCAACCCAAUGUAAUAUAAAAGUUUGCAUAGUCUUGCAAUGUCAACAAGUGACAUACAACCCCCGUAUGGUGACAGGAAGUGGGGUACCAGUGUCAUGUGGACAGACAUAUAGUUUUUAGCUCUUUUGAUGUAGCAAGAUAUUAAUGUUUUACUAGAGUUUGAAAGUAUUGUGUAAGUUUAAUACUCUUAGCAAAAAAUUGUUUGAAUACAAAACCUGCUCAGUGUGUGCAAAAUAGGUUUGAACUUGAAAUUUAAGAAGAACGAACGAGACCUUGCUAAUUUAUAAAUAUUUGUCUGCUACAUUUAUAUAGAAAAAAGUCAAUUGACAGUAAUUCAGAUUAGCUUGUUAUGGUUAAUGAAGGUUUGGGGCAUACUUUCACCUGAAGUUUUUGUACUGAUGUGCAUAUUUUUGCCAUACUGGAUAGCAUGUGAUUGUACCAGAAGGGUAUCACUGCACAGUUGCAGAGUUAAGUGCUUUUUAGCUCACCUGUCACAAAGUGACAAGGUGAGCUUUUGUGAUCGCGCGGUGUCCGUUGUCCGUCCGUCCGUCCGUCCAUAAACUUUUGCUUGUGACCACUCUAGAGGUCACAUUUUUGAUGGGAUCUUUAUGAAAGUUGGUCAGAAUGUUCAUCUUGAUCAUAUCUAGGUCAAGUUCGAAACUGGGUCACGUGCCUUAAAAAACUAGGUCAGUAGGUCUAAAAAUAGAAAAACCUUGUGACCUCUCUAGAGGCCAUAUAUUUCACAAGAUCUUCAUGAAAAUUGGUCAGAAUGUUCACCUUGAUGAUAUCUAGGUCAAGUUCGAAACUGAGUCACGUGCCAUCAAAAACUAGGUCAGUAGGUCUAAAAAUAGAAAAACCUUGUGACCUCUCUAGAGGCCAUAUAUUUCACAAGAUCUUCAUGAAAAUUGGUCAGAACGUUCAUCUUGAUGAUAUCUAGGUCAAGUUCGAAACUGGGUUACGUGCCAUCAAAAACUAGGUCAGUAGGUCAAAUAAUAGAAAAACCUUGUGACCUCUCUAAAGGCCACAUUUUUCAUGGGAUCUGUAUGAAAGUUGGUCUGAAUGUUCAUCUUGAUGAUAUCUCGGUCAAGUUCGAAACUGGGUCACGUGCGGUCAAAAACUAGGUCAGUAGGUCUAAAAAUAGAAAAACCUUGUGACCUCUCUAGAAGCCAUAUAUUUCAUGAGAUCUUCAUGAAAAUUGGUCAGAAUGUUCACCUUGAUGAUAUCUAGGUCAAAUUUGAAAGUGGGUCACGUGCCAUCAAAAACUAGGUCAGUAGGUCAAAUAAUAGAAAAACCUUGUGACCUCUCUAGAGGCCAUAUUUUUCAUGGGAUCUGUAUGAAAGUUGGUCUGAAUGUUCAUCUUGAUGAUAUCUAGGUCAGUUUCGAAAGUGGGUCACGUGCCAUCAAAAACUAGGUCAGUAGGUCAAAUAAUAGAAAAACCUUGUGACCUCUCUAAAGGCCAAAUUUUUCAUGGGAUCUGUAUGAAUGUUGGUCUGAAUGUUCAUCUUGAUGAUAUCUAGGUCAAGUUCGAAACAGGGUCAUGUGCGGUCAAAAACUAGGUCAGUAGGUCUAAAAAUAGAAAAACCUUGUGACCUCUCUAGAGGCCAUACUUGUGAAUGGAUCUGCAUAAAAAUUGGUCAGAAUGUUCACCUUGAUGAUAUCUAGGUCAAGUUUGAAACUGGGUCAUGUGCUGUCAAAAACUAGGUCAGUAGGUCAAAUAAUAAAAAAUCCUUGUGACCUCUCUAGAGGCCAUACUUUUCAUGGGAUCUGUAUGAAAGUUGGUCUGAAUGUUCAUCUUGAUGAUAUCUAGGUCAAAUUUGAAACUGGGUCAACUGCGGUCAAAAACUAGGUCAGUAGGUCUAAAAUUAUUAAAAUCUUUUGACCUCUCCAGAGGCCAUAUUUUUCAAUGGAUCUUCAUGAAAAUUGAUUUGAAUGUUCACCUUGAUGAUAUCUAGGUCAGUUUCGAAACUGGGUCACGUGCGGUCAAAAACUAGGCCAGUAGGUAUAAAAAUAGAAAAACCUUGUGACCUCUCUAGAGGCCAUAUUUUUCAUGAGAUCUUCAUGAAAAUUAAUGAGAAUGUUCACCUUGAUGAUAUCUAGGUAAAAUUCAAAACAGGGUCAAGUACCUUCGAAAACUAGGUCAAUAGGUCAAAUAAUAGAAAAACCUUGUGACCUCUCUAGAGACUGUAUUUUUCAAUGGAUCUUCUUGAAAAUUGGUCAGAAUUUUUAUCUUGAUAAUAUCUAGGUCAAGUUCAAAACUGGGUCACAUGAGCUCAAAAACUAGGUCACUAUGUCAAAUAAUAGAAAAAACGACGUCAUACUCAAAACUGGGUCAUGUGGGAAGAGGUGAGCGAUUCAGGACCAUCAUGGUCCUCUUGUUGUGAUUUAUGUAGUUAUUGAACUCACCCAUCAAAUCUUAUUUAUUGGAACAAUGUUUAAAGUGAUUUACACAUACAAAAAUAAAGAGAAACUUCUGUA